GCCCUGCUGAAAAGCGUCUGAAACAUCACCAGUGUGAUAAGCAAUAUGGUUCUCCCCCUGCACAUGCCCAGUGGCACUCAGCCUGGGGUGGGUGAAGUUUUGAAGACAAAAGGUGACAACUGUUAGAAAUAGAAGAUGGCAGACCCUGAAAGCACAAUCCUAAACACCAGUGUGAACCAGAAAGAUGCAAAGGAAGCUCUUGUUAUUGCUGUGACAACAAGAGCCAUUUUCAACCUGGAAAAGGAGCAUGAGAUCUUCUUGACAAAGGGCAAGGAUGAGUAUUUGAAGCACCAGCAAAUGAAUGAGAAUAACCCUUUGGAGCAAGGGACAGCAUUUGCUUUUGUUCAGGCCGUGCAGUUUGUGAACAAGCAACUCCUUGAAAGAAACCCAGAGGAGAAAAGGCUAUUUGAUGUCAUUGUUCUCUCCAAUAAUAGUCCAGAGAGUGGUCUGCGCAUCAUCAAUAGUGCUAAACAUCAUGGUCUGGAGAUCUCCAAGUUCUGCUUUGUCAGUGAUGAAGAUUCCACCCAGUACUUGAAAACACACAAUGUGAAGCUUUUUCUCUCAGCUGACAGAAAAGAUGUGCGUAAUGCACUUCAGAGAGGAGUCUCAGCAGCACUCAUCUUCCAGCAGGAGAUCCAGACUCCCAACACCCAGUUGCGUGUCGUCUUUGAUGGUGAUGCCGUGCUCUUUUCAGAUGAGACUGAGCGUGUCUUUCGUGAGGAGGGGCUGGAGGGAGCUAUAAAGUAUGAGAAGCAUAUGGAGAAUGUGCCCAUGGGAGAGGGCCCACUGAAAACCUUUGCUUUGCAUCUUGGGAAGAUGCGUAAGAUGUUUGAUCAAGGAGACUCCCCUAUCCGCACCUACUUGGUAACUGCCCGCAGUGGCCGUGACAUGGGUAUUCGGGCCAUCAAAACCCUUAGGGAAUGGGGCCUAGCAAUUGAUGAGGCCUUCUUCAUGGAUGGAGCUCCUAAAGGCCCUAUCCUAUCCAAGAUCCAGCCCCAUAUCUUCUUUGAUGAUGGUCUUCACAAUAUCCAAGGUGCUCGGGAUGUCGGCAUACCCUCUGCUUUGGUCCCAUGGGAUUGCUAAAAGGGAUCUCAGUAUUGUGGCACUUGAACAGACAGAGUGACGUCUGGGCAAACCUUCUGCAUGCAGGAACAAAGAUGGAAUUCUGAAUCCACACUGGCCACAGGUAAUAAAUUCUCUGCAGGAAGAUAUGAUGAUGGAUGCGUUGCUGUGAUGAAUCUGGAAUAAAUCAAAAGAUAUGAUCUCAUUUAACCUGAGCAGCAGGAAGCUCAAUAUGCAUGCCAGAAGGAUACUUGAAAUAUAAACCAAUUGACUCAUUUCCACCUCUGCCUUAAUUUUUUAUCCUCCUGCAACUGCUAUUGGAAGUUUUAUGCCCUAUGUCUCCAAAGAUUGUCCUCAACAAAAUGUAUACACAUUGAAACUGCAGCUCCACUGUGCACAGGAAAAAGCAACUUGCUUGAAAUGUAAAGUAGGACUCUGCUUACAAGUGUUCUGGUCUAGAACCUUCAUGCAAAAGUUACUGUGUGCUCCAGAUAUUGCUGCUGUUGUCUGAAUUGCUCUUUCCCUAAGGAAAACUUGUGAAUUUAGCACACAGGUUAAGUAUAAGCCUUUGCUGAAAAGGUUUGGAAGCAAAGUUUCUCUUUAAAAGAAAUUGGAAGAAGAAACUGAAAUUCAAAGAAUAUUUGGGGAGGUUUCCUAAGAAGAAAUUCCAGAGAUUUUUUUCUCAGAAUGUUUUUCCACAGUAGUGACUUUUUGGUUUCAUUUUUAUAGCUACUCCAAAUUGCUGAUAUUUUUUGCACAUGGAUUUGUACCAAUGUGCCAUUGCCCUGAACAGAAUUCUAAGUGAAAGCAAAACCAAUAAGUUAAUUAAUAUUAAUUUCUCUCUUCUGCUUUGUUUUUCACCUGUGACUGAGCAAAGCUGCUUGUAUUCAUGAUACAAGACCACCCAUGUCCACCUUUCUGGUUUUCUUGCUUUGGAAUUGGAGCUGGUCAAUAGUAGUCUUUGCUAAUACAACUACAACAAAUAUUUUCAUAUACUGCUUUUCAACACAUUUUCUCUAAGUGGUUUACAUAGACAAAAGGAGAUGGUUCCCUGUCUCCAAAGGGCUCGCAGUCUAAACAGAAACAUAAGGUAAAUGCCAACCACUACCAAUGGGAGAAACAGUGUGCUGGGGUUGGAUAGAGGACAGUUGCUUUCCUCCUGCUAAAUAUGAGAGCCACCACUUUAAAGGUACCUCUUUGCAAAGUUAGCUGUUAAUAGAUAGGCUGUCUUUAUAGUCUAUUAUACUGUUCCUCAGAUCAGGGUAAAAGGCAUUUUAGGUGUAGGAAAACGAACAUUUUGCCCAAAGAUUUCCAGAUUUCUUUAGCUGUGAAAACAUUCAUGUGGCACCUUUUAAGGACUACCAGGUUUAUUGGAGCACAUAAGACUCUCAGACUUCUGUAGCAGAUAGGGAGGAGAUUCUCACGAUUGGCAAAAAGUGGGCUAAGGGAGCUUAACCUGCUUUUUGCUGAUUGCCUGAUGCCACGGGAGCUGCGCGGCUUCCGAUAGCAAACCCCGCAAAAUACUCCUCCCUUUAGCCGAGGUUAACGGAGCAAGUGCUCUGUUAACCUCGUCUUUCUGAUCAUGUAUUGCUGUGGCGUGGCAACACAUGAGGAGACCCCCACUGGGAGGCUGAGACAAGCCUCCCAGCCCUGGGGGUCUCUCCAGGAUGCCCCAAGCGCUUGCGCGAGGCAUCCUGGAACUUCCGGGGGGGCCGCAUGGCCCCUGAUCCCCACAUGCUCGGCUGCCAACGUGCUCAUCUGUGGGGAGAGCGGGCUAAGCCCGCUCUCCCCGCUAACCCAAUUCAGGCAAGUCUCACUGAUCAUGAGACUUGCCUCAGGGUGUCCCAACUACUCAAUGUAAGCCACAUCCAUUGUGCUUACCAUCUGCCCUUUGCCCUGCUUAGUUUGUAUACAUAAAUGGGGAUCUUCUGCUUUUUGAUGUAGUGUGCUUGGGGGAUUAACUUUAUCUCCCAAAUCCUAACCAUUCUUUUCUAAAUCUACAUAGAAAGCUUCAGUACAAUGUUUGACCUGUUACUGUGGGCUCCUUCUUCAUUUUAGCAAUUGGCAACUAUGAACCAGAUGCCAUUUUAAAACAUAGUUAUUGUGCUUCACUCCAUUUUUAAAAAAAAUCUUCUAGCACUAACAAGCUGCUGUCUAGAACUGCUAGAGUUUUCCUUCUGAAGGCAGCAGACAUGACUUUGAAGGAAAUAGCUGAAGAGAAAGGAGCUUCAUAUUAAUGUCGAAGAGUUAUAUAACUUCGUCCUUUCCUGGAUGCCCAAACAUCAUGUUUUAGAUCUCCGAAGUCAUGUCACUAGGUGUCUCAAUUGCUCGCUGCAAUGCUUUCUGAAUUUACAAAUCUGCUAAAAAAAUCAAGAUGUGUAUAUAAAUUGUUUCUCCUGAGACUAGGAUUACCACCUUUUUAAAAGUAGCUGAGCUCGCUCCCCCUAUGCCUUUUGAUAUUUUUUGUGAUCUGCUUGCACUAGCAAGUGAAUGGGCUUAUCUUUAUUUUGUGAAAAGCUUCACCUGCUGGAUUCUGUCAGCUGAGCUCUUACCAAAGACAGGAUCAGGCCACUGUUCUUUCUGGUUAAUUGGCCAUUCUAAGCACUUGGGGGACAAAGGUACCAAUUAUCUGGUUCCUGUGCAUGCUUCCCGCAGAAUUGCUGGCCAAACUUCUUGAGAGAAUGCAUCUUGUGUUAGGAAUGAUCUAUAGAUUUUUAGAAACAAAUACAUUUUGGAAAUAGUCUCCCAUUUGCCAGCAGCUGAGGCAGAGCAAAGGAUGUUUUUUCCCCACCUAGUUCUAGGACACAUCAUUAGUUUAUGUCAUAGUGUGAAAGAGCCUUUAGUGAACCUGGGCAUAAGGAGAGUACUCCUGGAUCGGCUGGACUACAGUGCCUUUCGCAGCUACGGAACAAGCAUAAAUGCACAGCUUUGCCCAUCGCUAUAUCUCCAUGCUGGAGAGGUGGCAGGGGAGGCCCCUUUUGAGUUUCUGCCUGUUAUGCAGACUCUAAAGGAAUAAGAGCUCUGCCCGGGGGAGGGAAGAAGUGCUGUGAGGUGCUGCUUAGUCUGACAUAGCAGCGCUUGGAUGGGAAAAGCCACACAGAGCAAAACCCUCACUUUCAUACAACUCUUUGUAUGGAUAAAGUGGGUGCUGCCUAAAUCGAAUUACCCUGGACUGAACAAAUGCAUGUGGCCUUGUGAGGAAAGCUUUUUAAUUAAAAGGCCUGCUUUUUCGCUAAAAAGAUUGGCUGAAUUUCUGAAUUACUGAGACCCCAGCAUGUUUUUGAGAAGAACAGCUGAAAUGCCUAGAAGCCUGAGCAGUAUGAACAUCUCUUAUCUAUACACUUUCAGGCCUUGGAAAGUGAUAGGGAAAACACUACCCUUUAUCAGUUAGCAACCAGCUAGCCAAGGUUUUCCAGUCCCAGUGAGAGACUCUACCCAGGACAGGGGGAGAUAGGAUGGAUCACACUGAAAACAACUUAACUGCUCUUCUGUUCCUUUCCCAGAGCUUACUUACCUCUCUCCUUCAAAAGAAGCAAGUUAGCUCCUGAUUCCUACUGCAGAGGCAUGUAUCUAGUCAAAUCAUCUGUAUUUUGCUUUUCUACAGAAUUGUGCACAAAUGGUGAUAUGAGACACCAGCUACUGAGACCACAUGAUCCCUUUAUUGUGCCAUCUACAUUGGCUCCCAAUUUGUUUACAAGACCAGUUUGAGGUUCUGGUCAUUGAUUGCACUUAAAGUUCUUAACAGCUUAGGACCAAGAUACCUGAAGGACCACCUCCCCUCCCCCGAUCUGCUGCUGCCCAACUAGUGAGGCCUUUCUUCAUGCCUUGCCACCCUUAGAAGUGUGGUAGGCAGGAAUAUGUUAAAGAGCCUUUUCAGUAGUGACAUCCAAUUUGCAAAGCUCAUUGCCUUGAGAUCAGGCAAACCACAUCCAUCCUGAUGUUCUGUCACCUGCUGAAAACCUUUGUGGGGGUAGUAUUUAAUUUGUUGGGUGUUAAGCUCUUUUUUCACACUGCAUUAUUCUUCCGUGUACUUUUUAAAGCCUAGUUUCCUUAAGGAAAGUAAGCUUAUAAGAUUCUGUGAGUAUGUGUCCCUAUCAACUUUGCAAUUCCUGGACCAAUAUUAGCCAGUUGUAGGGACAUAUAGGGAAACCUCCACACAUAGUUUGUGAUGGUGUCAUCCACCGCAGUUCAAGAUGGCAGACAUGUGAAUGUUUGAGGUGCAAGUAGGCUAACUUGUGAACCGCCUAACCAAUUUGAACCAAAUUUGCUACAGGUGUAGGGACACCUCAGCAACAUAGUUUGUGAUGGUGUCAUCCACCCCAGUUCAAGAUGGUGGAUGUGUGAAUGUUUAAGGUUGAAGUGGGCUAACUUGUGAGGAUGGUAGUUAUUUAUAAAGAGUAUAGUGAAAUAUAAAUAAGCAGAUUAGUUCUUACCAGAAUAUCUUGUAUCUUAAUUCUGCUGUGCUUCUUUGGUUUUGUUGCACUUUUAUUGUACAUUUUAUUUAAAUGUGUUGAUUGUUAGCCACAUUGAACAUCCCAGAACUGGGGGAAAGCAGAAUAUCACUUUUAAAAUAAGUAAAUAUAGUGCUUUUUAAAAAGUAAAAAUACUUGUAGGGCACAUAGGCCCAUUUUUACAUUAACCCAAUAAAUGUCCUUGCUAUAUUUUGGAAA
Hemicordylus capensis (graceful crag lizard) is the source of this 5732-nucleotide messenger RNA. RefSeq names its product cytosolic 5'-nucleotidase 1A-like. Gene Ontology annotation, molecular function: magnesium ion binding; nucleotide binding; 5'-nucleotidase activity. Gene Ontology annotation, cellular component: cytoplasm; cytosol. The coding region runs from base 136 to 1083 and encodes 315 amino acids. The transcript is spliced from 7 exons. NCBI's taxonomy places the organism in Eukaryota, Metazoa, Chordata, Lepidosauria, Squamata, Cordylidae. The record is from RefSeq and is a predicted model, not a curated record. Gene Ontology annotation, biological process: adenosine metabolic process; nucleotide metabolic process.